UUUUAGUUUUACGUCAUAUUUGUGCGACACUAGCAUGAACACAUGCACCAUGCGUGUAAAAUAUAGGGGUAUGUGAAGUGAUACUCAUGCUUUUAAUAAUAACUAUAAUCGUUCACGGGAAGUUACAAACAUUGUAGGCUGUCAUGGCUGGGAACACGCUGCUGUUUAAAUCAAAUUACGCAGUCUCCAGCAAAAUAGAACCGUUCUAUAAAGGAGGGAAAGUACAGAUAAGUCACGAUGAGCAGUACAUAUUUUGCACAUGUGGUCCAAAAGUCAACAUUUUACAGAUCGAUACAGGAAAAAUCAUCCACAGCAUUGAGCAGGAUGAUCAAGAGGACAUCACCUCAUUCUCUCUCAGUCCUGAUGAUGAGGUGCUGGUGACCGCCAGCAGGGCUCUGCUCCUGAAGCAGUGGGACUGGAAGCAGGAGAAGUGCGCUCGGUCGUGGAGGGCCAUCCACAACGUGCCUGUGGCCAGCAUGACCUUUGACUGCACCUCCACCCUGCUGGCUACAGGUGGUUGUGAUGGCACCAUCAAGCUGUGGGAUGUUGUGAAGCAGUACUGCACACACAAUCUGAAAGGAUCAUCUGGGGUUGUACAUUUGGUUGAGUUUCAUCCAGACAUCAGCCGGCUGCAGCUCUUCUCUUCCUCCGUGGACUGCGGGAUCCGUAUCUGGGACCUGCGGACCAGCAAGUGCAUCUGUGUUUUGGAGAGCCACUACAGUGCGGUCACAGCGCUGGCCUUCUCUCCUGAUGGUCAAACUCUAAUCAGUUCCGGCCGAGACAAAAUCUGUUCAGUUUGGGACCUGAAGAAGAAGGCUGUGAAGAGGACUGUACCUGUCUAUGAGGCUGUGGAAGGUGUUGUUCUUCUCCCAGGGACGAGCGAUUACUCUCAGAUGGGUGUGAAGGGUGAAGGUUUACACUUUGUCACAGCUGGCAGUAAAGGUGUUCUUCGAGUGUGGGACUCCAGCUCAGCGCGCUGUGUGUUCACUCAGGUGCUGCCUGAUGCCCCAGCUCUCAAAAUAGAGGAGGGCGAUUUAGACCCGCGCAGUCUGAUGCACCUUCUGCCCAUGCCACGGUCCAACAGACUGGCCACUGUCACCGCAGAGCACAACAUCCUCAUCUAUCAGAUGCCCGCUCUCACUGUACAGCAGCAGUUUGUCGGCUACAAUGAUGAUGUCCUGGAUGUGAAGUUCCUGGGGAAGGAUGACACACACAUAGUCGUGGCCACUAACAGCUCUCAGCUGAAGGUGUUUGAGUUGGCCACUAACAGCUGUCAGAUUCUGUAUGGACACACAGAUACCAUAUUAUCUAUUGAUGUCUUCCGCAAAGGCUCCAUGUUUGCAAGCUGUGCAAAGGACAACUCCUUGAGGCUGUGGAAAAUGGAUCUGAAGAGCGGCCACGUGCGCUGCGUGGCUCAGGGCAGCGGACACUCCAAUGCCGUGGGCUCUGUCGCCUGCUCCAGGUUAAAGAAAGCCUUCCUGGUGUCGGGCAGUCAGGACUGCACUAUUAAGGUGUGGGAUCUGCCUGACCCUCUGCCUGAUGUGGGAUGUGAACCGGUAUUGAUGACGGCACGACUCACAGAGAAAGCUCACGACAAGGAUGUGAACAGCGUGACCAUCUCUCCCAAUGACAAGCUGCUGGCCUCUGGCUCUCAGGAUCGCACGGCGAAGCUCUGGUCGCUGGCUGAUAUGAGUCUGCUAGGCGUCUUCAGAGGUCAUAGUCGAGGUGUAUGGUGUGUUCAGUUCUCUCCUGUGGACCAGGUCCUGGCCACAGCCUCAGCGGACGGCUCCAUCAAAAUCUGGAGCAUUCAAGACUUCAGCUGCCUCAAGACGUUCGAGGGACAUGAUGCCUCUGUGCUGAAGAUCAUCUUUGUCAGUCGAGGAACUCAACUGGUGUCUAGUGGUUCUGAUGGACUUGUUAAGUUGUGGACCAUAAAAACAAACGAGUGUGUGAAAACAUUCGAUGCUCACCAGGACAAAGUGUGGGCUCUGCACGGCGGCAGCAAAGACGACCUGAUGGUGACGGGAUCAGCCGAUUCCACCAUCACUCUGUGGAAGGACGUGACUGAAGUGGAGCUGGCAGAGGAGCAGGCCAAACAAGAAGACCAAGUCCUUAAGCAGCAGGAACUGUCAAAUUUACUUCAUGAGAAGAAGUAUCUGAAAGCUCUGGGAAUCGCUAUCUCUCUGGAUCAGCCGCACACUGCAUUACGAGUCAUCAGAGAAAUUCGCCAGCAGGAAGAUGGGAUACAGGAGCUAGAAAAGACCCUCCUGAAACUCCGUCAGGAUCAGAAAGCGUCGGUGCUGCGAUACUCUGUGGUGUGGAACACUAAUUCACGCAGCUGUCUGGACGCCCAGGCCGUCCUGCAGGUGCUGCUCACACACCUGAGCCCAGAGGAGAUCCUGCAGUAUCAGGGCACUCGUACUCAUCUCGAGGGCCUCAUACCAUACACAGAGAGACAUAUGCAGCGGAUCAGCCGUCUUCUACAGGCCUCAAUGUUUCUCGAUUAUAUGUGGCAGAAGAUGCGUAUUACAGGUGGUAUUGACAGUGUGAACUUGGAUGAUGAUGAGAUGGACACCAGCCCUCAGUCUAUCUUCAUCAUAGACAAGCAGCCAGUGGAGAUGACAGACAAUCCAGUAUCUCGGCAUCAACAAGAAGAUGAAGAGGAAGAUCUGGAGGAUUCAGAAAAAACAGAGGAGCUCCUUGAUGAAGAUGAAAGUGUGAGCACAUCUAAAAGCGCUCGUGUGAACGGCAUGAAACCGAACGGUGUGAACCGUGUCGUAGAUGGAGGUCAGGUGUCCAGUGAGGAGAGUGAAGAUGAGGAUGAUGUCAUGGAAAUUACUGCCAAGUCUGCGGAUUCUGACCCCUCCAAAAACAGCAAAUAUAAGGUGAUUGGCUGCUGUAGCUGUCAAUCACGAGUCUUUUAUUUAGUAGUUUGUUGAAAGCGUCUCUUUGACAUAAACAGGGGUUUCCUGUUUGUAUCUCCACACCAAUUGCAGAAUAAUCUUAAGUGUUUUGUUAUGUAGUUGUUUUGUCCUUCUUCAAAUUAGAUAAUGUUCAUAUCUAGUGGAGAAGAAGAAUGCAUUUUAUCCUCUUUCAUGUGUUUGAAAUUAUGUUCAGCUUGGAGGUAGAUUCCUGGUUAAAUACAUUUGAAAAAGCAAAAGAACUGUAUUUAUAGUAAUUUUGCAAUUAUUUGAAAGUCAAUGGGCAACAUUUAUAAAUAGGAAUAAAUGUUCAAAUUAAACCACUUAAA
Molecule: messenger RNA, 3250 nt
Organism: Cyprinus carpio (common carp)
Lineage: Eukaryota; Metazoa; Chordata; Actinopteri; Cypriniformes; Cyprinidae
Product: transducin beta-like protein 3
Exons: 24
Coding region: 144-2939 (931 amino acids)
Biological process (GO): endonucleolytic cleavage to generate mature 5'-end of SSU-rRNA from (SSU-rRNA, 5.8S rRNA, LSU-rRNA); endonucleolytic cleavage in 5'-ETS of tricistronic rRNA transcript (SSU-rRNA, 5.8S rRNA, LSU-rRNA)
Cellular component (GO): nucleolus; small-subunit processome; 90S preribosome
Molecular function (GO): protein binding; U3 snoRNA binding
Source: RefSeq, a predicted model, not a curated record